Messenger RNA from Rhipicephalus microplus (southern cattle tick), 6455 nucleotides. Its product is annotated as glycogen phosphorylase. Gene Ontology annotation, biological process: glycogen catabolic process. Gene Ontology annotation, cellular component: cytoplasm. Gene Ontology annotation, molecular function: glycogen phosphorylase activity; pyridoxal phosphate binding. The record is from RefSeq and is a predicted model, not a curated record. Lineage: Eukaryota; Metazoa; Arthropoda; Arachnida; Ixodida; Ixodidae.
GUCGUCGCUCUCGUCAGUCUGCGACUGCGCGACCUUCGGGCGUAGGGAAGGGUCGCGAAAAGCUGCCGCUUUUCGUUCGCGCUCGUAGCACUGCGAUCAGCUGAUCAGCGCCGUCGCGAAAAACACCGCAGCGCUGUCCCGUCCAGUCAAAAAAAGAGAACUCUAUUGAAGUGUUCAGCGAGGCGAAGCUAGCGACAAACCCAAUGUCGUGCCCUAUGAGUGACCAUGAUCGGCGAAAGCAGAUCAGUGUCCGAGGCAUCGCUCAGGUCGAAAACGUUGUCAACCUGAAGAAGGCGUUCAACCGGCACGUCCACUACACCUUGGUCAAGGAUCGUAAUGUGGCUACGCCGAGGGACUACUUCUUUGCUUUGGCCUACACCGUCAAAGACCAUCUGGUCGGUCGAUGGAUCCGUACUCAGCAACACUACUACGAAAAGGACCCGAAGAGGGUGUACUACCUCUCCCUGGAAUACUACAUGGGCCGUUCUCUCACCAACACUAUGGUAAACCUGGGCCUCCAGAAUGCCUGCGAUGAGGCUCUCUAUCAGAUGGGUUUGGACAUUGAAGAACUGGAGGAGCUCGAGGAGGACGCUGGUCUGGGCAACGGCGGCCUUGGUCGUCUGGCGGCUUGUUUCCUCGACUCCAUGGCCACCCUGGGCAUGGCGGCCUAUGGAUACGGCAUCCGCUACGAGUACGGUAUCUUCACCCAAAAGAUCACCAAUGGAGAACAGACUGAAGUUCCAGACGACUGGCUUCGCUUCGGCAACCCGUGGGAGAAGGCUCGGCCGGAAUACAUGAUUCCCGUCAACUUCUACGGUCGUGUUGAGAAGACUGACAAGGGCUACAAGUGGGUUGAUUCACAGGUUGUGUUUGCAAUGCCCUACGACAAUCCCAUUCCUGGAUUCCGCAACAACGUCGUCAACACCAUGAGGCUCUGGUCUUGCAAGUCUCCCAUAAACUUCAACCUUCGCUUCUUCAAUAACGGAGACUACAUUCAGGCCGUCCUCGAUCGGAACCUGGCAGAGAACAUUUCCAGGGUGCUCUACCCCAACGACAAUAUGUUCGAGGGCAAGGAGCUUCGACUGAAGCAGGAGUACUUCAUGGUGGCAGCAACACUGCAGGACAUCCUUCGCCGCUACAAGUCAUCCAAGUUUGGCAAGACCAGCGUGGUGCGCACCCACAUGGACGAGUUCCCCCAGAAGGUGGCCAUCCAGCUUAACGACACGCACCCGUCGCUGGCCAUCCCCGAGCUCAUCCGCAUCUUCGUCGACAUUGAGGGCCUCGACUUUGAUAAGGCUGUUGACCUGACGACCAAGACGUGCGCCUACACAAACCACACAGUGUUGCCGGAGGCCUUGGAGCGCUGGCCUUGCUCCAUGUUGCAGAACUUGCUUCCGCGUCACUUGCAGAUCAUCUACGAUGUCAACGCCCGUUUCCUUGGCGAAGUGUCCAAGAAGUUUCCCGGGGACAACGACCGGCUGCGGCGCAUGUCGAUGGUCGAGGAAGAAGGCGAGAAGCGAAUCAACAUGGCCCACCUGUCUAUCGUGUGCUCGCACAAGAUCAAUGGCGUGGCGCAGAUCCACUCCGAUAUUCUCAAGAAACACCUGUUCAAGGACUUCUACGAGAUGUACCCUGAUCGUUUCUUAAACAAGACCAACGGUAUCACCCCGCGUCGAUGGCUGCUGCUCUGCAACCCGAGCCUGGCUGAUCUGAUUGCCGAUAAAAUCGGCGAGGACUGGAUCGUUCAUCUGGAGCAGCUGCAGAAGCUGAAGCCGCUCGUCAACGACAAGGUUUUUCUGCGUGACCUGCAGAAAGUGAAGCAGGAAAACAAGAUGCGCCUGUGCGAGUACCUGCACAAGCUCACAGGCAUCAAGCUCAACCCAGCCUCUAUGUUCGACAUGCAAGUGAAGCGAAUUCACGAGUAUAAGCGGCAGCUGCUCAACUGCCUGCACAUCAUCUGCCUGUACAACCGCAUCAAGGCUGACCCGUCAGCACCGUUCGUGCCCCGCACUGUCAUGAUUGGUGGAAAGGCAGCUCCAGGGUAUCACAUAGCGAAGCAGAUCAUCAAGCUGAUCAUUGCCGUGGGCAACGUGGUGAAUCACGACCCCGUGGUCGGGGACAAGCUGAAGGUCGUCUUCCUGGAGAACUACCGCGUCACCCUGGCCGAGAAGAUCAUCCCGGCCGCCGACCUCAGCGAACAGAUCUCCACAGCCGGCACGGAGGCCUCGGGAACCGGAAACAUGAAGUUCAUGCUGAAUGGCGCGUUGACCAUCGGCACCCUGGACGGAGCCAACGUCGAGAUGCGAGAGGAGAUGGGACCUGAGAACAUCUUCAUCUUUGGAAUGAACGUGGAGGAAGUCGAAGAGCUCCAAAGGAAGGGAUACAAUGCCUGGGACUACUACAACAAGCUGCCAGAAGUGAAGAAGGCCAUUGACCAGAUCAACAGUGGUUUCUUCAGCCCAUCCAAUCCUAACCUCUUCCAUGACCUCACCAAUGUGCUGCUCAACCACGACAGGUUCUACUUGCUGGCUGACUUCGAGUCGUACAUGAAGUGCCAGGAGCGGGUGUCUGCGAUGUACACGAACCAGGAAGAGUGGACCAAGAUGGCCCUGCUCAACAUCGCCUCGUCGGGCAAGUUUUCAAGCGACCGAACCAUCUGCGAGUACGCCCGCGAGAUCUGGGGCGUCGAGCCGACCUGGGAGAAAUUGCCCGCCCCGCACGAGACAAAAGGCGAUGAGGAGGUUAAGAAGUAGAGAGAAAAAGAAAAGAUGGCGGCCAGACGUGGGACAUCGGCGACGGAGAGAGACUGCUGCCCGCCAACCACAAGCAUGCUCUGCUGCUUCUUCUUGAAUCCAACUGACAAACCCAACCCCACCGACAUUUGCACUAGAUUUCCCAUUUAACCAACUGUUUUCAAAGUCCGUAGGCUUCAGAAUUCUAUUUCUUAGAACCAAGAAAAAAAAACGUAAUGUAACGCCAGCAAGCUGUUUAAGCCAGCCAUGAGGUGUUGACCCUGCCGCAAUAAUAUCGUGAAGAGGCACAAGCCACGGAAUUCGGGCAAAUUGGGCUACGCACCCUUAUGGUGUAGCCUGUAAUAUGCCUGAUAAAUGAGAGAACGGGUACAGAGAAAGAAAGAAAGAGUAACAGAGACUGAAAGAAAUAUAUGAAGAGAAAAUUUCUUGCUGAAAAAUUUUUCACAAGGCAGGACAGCCUGGCUAUGUCCCAUCAUGUCCAGAGAGUCAGGGGGGCAUCCCAAAAAUCUGUACUCCCAAGAGGGAAGCCCCACUUCUCGAAUCAAGACGUGUCUCUCGAUGGGGAGCACGAGAGCAGACAGGCCCGUGCUUAUUUGUGCCAAGCCUUGAGCGACAGUGCAAACGUUAAAUUUUUUGUCGUUCACUUUUUCAACAAAGUUUGCAAACCUUGGUGUGUUUUUUUCUCGGAAUAACGGUCAAUGCAUCUCUCUUAUGUUAAAUUCGUCAAAAGCAUUGCCACUGCUAUGUUCCUGUUGAGAAUGUGCUCAUAAUAUGCGUGACAUUUGCAACCUGUAAUUACAGCAGUCAUGUAGUGUUAAAAGUAAAGGUCCAUUGUUGGGUUACGACGUAUGCCUGAAAGGGCACAAACGUUUCUUUAGUGUCACAUGUCCAGCAUGAUUUAAAUGAGAUGGUUUCACUCAAAGGUAGACUCAAUGAAGCACGAAAAGACGAAUGUUUUUUGGAACCAUUUCUUCGUUGGGGCUUCAUCAGCGUUGAAUUCACAAGACCUCGCUUUGGAAUGUUUAAUACAAUGAUGCCCCUUGUCUAAACAUCAUUGAUAACUUUUUUUUUGUUAAAAAGAUUACAAAACUGCCUCCUAAAAGAGCUGCACGCAAUGCACAUUUCUUAAGGGGAUGCAAUGAGCGUGGGAUUUCCAAGUGUAGUCGGUCGGUGCAAGUGAGGAUUUGCCAGUGCAAGUCGGAGAAGUAUUUGAAUCGGAUGGGUGUAAGGAACUGUGCAUAUGAAAAGAUUGUUUUGUCUGCAACUGUUCGCUUUGUAAGUCAUUUUUACGAGGAUUUGGGGAAAUAUAUCGGGAAAAGCAAUGAGCUAGGGCUCAGAUUGCUUUUAGGUGAGUGACAAAAGUUGCAAUGAUACAUUGUCCUUGUUGAUCAUUUAAGGCAUUCUCGGUUCAAGUGAAAUGUUCAGAAACGAUAUCUAGUCUUAGCAUACCACAAGCGUUUGAUAGCUCGGCAUUAUGGCCCAGAGCCCAAGAACAGCUUGAGGCUGAGAAGUCCAGUGUAGUCUGCAGACUAUCUCAAGAUAGAACGGUCCAGUUUUUUAGACUAUAAAACAAGGCCUUGCUUAAACAUGCAAUGGAAUUGUGGUGUCAAGAGGCUCACUUGAAAUUCAGUGGCUUUAAUCUCUGAUUGUAUUUAGUACAUAGUGUAACUAAGAUCAUUUAUGCAAGCUCUUGUAGGGUGCUUGACCGUAGCAUCAAGACUGCUAUAGUCAAGAGAAUCCAUUAAACUAAUAGUUACCGGUGAAAGGAAUACAGGGAAUGUUCCAUUUGCAGAAUGCACAAUAAACACAGGAGAACAACUUUCAAGUUGACUGCCGGUCUCCUCACUGAAGUGUGGUGCGUUGCAUAGAAAGUUUGGUUGAGUCGUCGAGGGGCAUGUGACGUGCGGUGCCAAGCCUACUGUGCGUGUGGGAUUCUGAAACGUUUGCUCAGUGCUGCUGCUGACAUCCCAAUUCGUCAUCCACAGUGACUCAAACCCACAAUUCGCAAACAAGAAAGAAUUUCGAUUGUUAAGAAUAUUUUACUUCUCGAUUGUUGCGAUGAACUGGCCAAAGCCAAUAAUGGAGCUUUGUAUUAUUGGUUAAUUGCAGUGAUUUCGUGCCUCGUUUUUGGAUGUCUUGCACUUGUAUUGGGUGCUUUCAAUCCCCUCGACUUUUCGGAAACUGCGUUUUCCGUAGCUUUGAACAAGUGAUCACUAACAUAGUGGCAAGUUCUUGUGGGUGCCUGUCAGUAUAGUUUCGCUUUCGUACAGAUGUACUUGCAGUUUUCUGGGAGGCUUUCAAAAAAAAAAAAACGAUAUAAAGAGCAUAUUAAAAAUGGGCAAUCCCAUAGAUGGGACAACUUGGAAUAACGGUAGGCUUUAUUGUUCACUUUCUUUUUUUUUUUCUAGCACAGUUUGCCUGCACUGUUACGUUGUAGCUGCCAGUUCUGCUUGUGAUGGCGACUGUUGCAACGAGAGCUCAAGUCUUAUCACAUUGAUCAAAUUGACGUUCCUCUUAAGUUUGAGCACUGCGAAGAGUUAGUACGGACUGAAAGGUGCUGGUGCGGCUGGUAUCUGAAUAAGCAGGAUGUAUUGUAGAGACCAGUUCUGUUAAGUGAAAGCUAAUUAAUUGCUGUAUUACUGUUUUGGUUUCUAAAUGAGAUAGGUAAAGCACAGAACGAGAAAUAGAUGCUGCGAGUUCGUCAGAGCUAGCCUCCACAACUUACAGCUCAAAAUUAGACGAAAGUAAUAUUGAAAGUGCAUGGGCCAUUCGCUCCAAACUGCGCAACCCCAGUAGUUUACCCUGGCAUUUUAUCAGAGUUCUUCGCGACGGAAGUGGGAAGUUUUGAUGCCUUAAAAAGGUCGCGAGCUGCAGCAUUUAUUCAAGAGUCGAGCAAUAGCGAAUGUUGUUGAUUUGCGGGCAGCUGUCUAUUUGCUUCAGUGCGCCAGCCGUGCAGAGCCCAUGCAAGGAGACCCGCUCGCAUCGCGGUUAUCUCUCAAAAUUUUGCAUCCUCGACGACGGAUAGCGGGUGCAGAGUCGUCGUCUCUCGUCUCGCAAGCGUGUUAAACUGCCCAUAUGUGAUCUUACUCUUGUCUGCCAUAUUGCUUUCUAGAGAAGCCUGCUUUUUAUCACUCCCUGCAAGUCCCACCACAUGAAACUGUUUUUAACACAAAUUCCCCAGUUUCGUUUGUUUGUAUUUAAGCUCUUGUUACAGUCUUUCAACCUCUUAUCUUUUUUCCAUUGUUUAUUUACCAUUUGUGUGGAAUGUUAUGUGUUGCGCGUAAUUCAUAUCUUUUAGGUAGCAAUAAAUUUUUCGAGGUCUUUUGCAGUAGCCUGAAGAUUGUGCCGAAACCGCCAAAGCCUUGUCCACUGAAAGGUCUGAUCACGGUUUCCCAGAAUGGUUUUCCUCACAAUUUUCCACCAUGGCUUGGAACAUUUGAAUAUAUAUAUAUAUAUAUAUAUAUAUAUAUAUAUAUAUAUGUACCAGGUGCUUUAAUCUAGAGCAGCCAUGGUUACAAAUACACAUCAGGUGUAAAAGUGAAUUUAAAAGAUUUAAAAAUUUAUUGGUGUUGUUUUGUGCAUUACAAACUGUUCCUGUUCGAGUACGUGUUGUAGAUGUUUUCGGUAAGCCACAGUUGUGUUGAAAUGUGGCAGUCACACGAAUGUUCACGAUAACAAAUAAAGACAUGUUGAAACCUUGAA